Molecule: messenger RNA, 1401 nt
Organism: Saccharomycodes ludwigii
Lineage: Eukaryota; Fungi; Ascomycota; Saccharomycetes; Saccharomycodales; Saccharomycodaceae
Gene: MRS2
Product: Mrs2p
Exons: 1
Coding region: 1-1401 (466 amino acids)
Biological process (GO): mitochondrial magnesium ion transmembrane transport
Cellular component (GO): mitochondrial inner membrane
Molecular function (GO): magnesium ion transmembrane transporter activity
Source: RefSeq, a predicted model, not a curated record
AUGGGACCUCCGAUAACAUCAAUAAUAGGAUUUAAAAACAUUAAUAGUAUUUUUUUAAAAAAUAUUAACAAACUAAAAGGCUUAACAUUUAAAAUAUAUACAGGCAAAAUACCCUUCAGGAUAAUACGACAUAUUAACACUACUUCCAACACUAGGAUUUCGUUUAUAAAGCCUUGGUCACCAUCUAAGCCUGUUAAACCCAUUGUUCCCAAUGAUUUGUUUGUAUCAUGUACCAUUUUUAACAAAGAAGGCAACGUUGUUUCGGUUUCACAAAAAUUUCCUAAAUGGCAAUUCUUAAGAGAUCAUGGGUUGUAUCCGAGAGAUUUAAGGAAGAUCGACUCCACUGCACCAGAUAUUAUACCCAGUAUCGUAGUUAAACCUUACCAAUGCAUUUUAAUUAAUUUGCUUUAUAUUAAAGCACUAAUAACUUCAGAACAAGUUAUGAUUUUCGAUACAGUCAGCCCAUCUGCAGCUCAGAAACUAGGUGAAUUGAUGUAUGAUUUAGAAAGUAGAUUUCAAGUCAAAAAUGGAACAAACAAUACUUUGCCCUUUGAACAUCAGGUUUUGGAAACAAUCUUGAUUAAUGUUUUGGCAUACUUAGAAGUGGAAUGUAAUAAACAUAUUACUGUAUGUGGUGGUAUUUUGAGGGAUUUGGAAUACCAGAUUGACAGAAAUAAAUUAAAAGAUUUAUUAAUAAAAUCAAAAGAUUUGACUAGCUUUUAUCAAAAAGCUUUGCUAAUUAGGGAGGUUUUAGAUGAAUUAUUAGAUAACGAUGAUGAUUUAGAAGGAAUGUGUUUAACAAGAAAAAUUAAUGAUGCAACUGACAAAAAAAUGAUGGCACAAGGGCUGGAAAUGCUUUUAGAAACCUAUUAUUAUCAGUGUGAUGAAUUUGUGCAACAAUCUGAAUCUUUAAUUCAAAAUAUUAAAUCUACGGAGGAAAUCGUUAAUAUAAUUUUGGAUGCUAACCGUAAUUCUUUGAUGUUGUUUGAAUUGAAAGUUACUAUUUACACCUUGGGCUUUACCAUUGCCACUUUAGUUCCAGCCUUUUAUGGUAUGAAUUUGAAAAAUUUCAUAGAGGAAAGUAACUGGGGAUUUUAUUCUGUUAUUGGUAUGAGCUCUAUAGUGGCUUUAAUUAUGACAAUGAAUAAUUUCAAGGCAUUACGAUCUGUUACUAGAUUAACUUUGAUGAAUAAUCAUUCUGGGAAACAAUCUCAAAAACAUUUAGCCAAUGUAGAAUUCCAUAUACAGAAAUAUGUUCCAACAUUUUGGGAUCGAUGUAAGAAAUGGGUUCGAUUGCUGCUUUUUGGCGAGGAAAAUGAGUUAAGGCGAUAUUGCCAAUAUCAGAAAAAUAGUAACAAGGAAAAAUUUAAGGAAUGGCUGAUUAAAGAUUCAAAGAAAUGA